This is a messenger RNA of Poecilia latipinna (sailfin molly), 3861 nucleotides long. RefSeq names its product transmembrane protein 47-like. The record is from RefSeq and is a predicted model, not a curated record. Gene Ontology annotation, biological process: cell-cell adhesion. Lineage: Eukaryota; Metazoa; Chordata; Actinopteri; Cyprinodontiformes; Poeciliidae. Gene Ontology annotation, cellular component: membrane; cell-cell junction. The transcript has 3 exons. The coding region runs from base 30 to 857 and encodes 275 amino acids.
UGCAGCACUGCACUCAGAAGGUGCCGUGCAUGUCUUCAGCUCCUAGGUGUACAUCUGGUUGUCUCUUUAGGACCCGGUUGCACCUGCGGGUUUUUGUGAAGCCGCUGACGUCAGCUGGAAACCGCACAGGUCUCCGCCGCGCGGCGGCAGCGGCGCCCCAACAGGCGCAGCGUCCGUCCAGCGCGCAUCGCAGGCGGCUGCCACACUCCGCCACGUUCCCGCGACGCGCCUCGACACCUUCUCUCUCCAUUCCCACGCAUGCACCCUCCGCUUCUGCCGUGAGCCCUCCGCGCCUCUCCGACCCCGCCAUGUCCUCGGCCGUCACGGAGACGGAGGAGUCGGCGCACAGCUCCCCGCUGACCCCGCUGAAGCUGGUCGGGCUCGUGUGCGUGUUCUUGGCGCUCUGUUUGGACGUGGGAGCCGUGAUGAGUCCGGCGUGGGUGACCGCCGACGACCAGUACUACCUGUCUCUGUGGGAGUCCUGCUGGAAGCCGGGGAGCUUUGAGAAGUGGGAGUGCAACAGCACGCUGGACAAAGACUGGCAGGUUGCCACACUGGCCUUGUUGCUAGGGGGCGGAGCCUUGGUGCUGAUGUCAUUCCUAGUCGCUUUGGUUGCCGUGUGCAUCGGUACAAGACGGCGGUUCUACGCCCUCGUUGCCUUCAUGCUCUUCGCCGCAGUUGUCCUCCAGGCCUGCAGCUUGGUCCUCUUCCCCAUCAAGUUCAUCGAGAGUAUCAACUUGAGGAUCUAUCAUGAAUUCAACUGGGGCUACGGGCUGGCUUGGGGAGGGACCAUCUUUUCCUUUGGUGGGGGAGUCCUCUACUGCCUCAACCCAAAGAGCUAUGAGGAUUACUACUAACUCCAAUAACAGCUGGGAACUUCACAGCUACAUUUUGGCAAAGAAGUAAAGAUGGGGAUGGGGGGGUUAUGUUUUUUUAACACCUGAUUUCCCAGGAUGUGCUGGAAGUAAUGAACAUCAGAUUUGAGCGACUCAAGCUUUGACCGUUGGAAUUAAAGCGGAUAUUCAAGAUAUCACCUUUUUUUGCCUCUGUCAAAAGAAUUUUUGAUGCGGACUCACCAUCUUGGCAGCGAUUGCUAAGACUUGUGUAAUACCCUUCAAAAAACCUGUCGACCGUAGACUCAACAACUCUCCCUCUGUUCUUGGCUCCACAAACCCAAGUUUUUGACUCUGUUAAUUAGAAAAUUGUUGCAUGUUCUUUGGCUGGAUCCCUUCAAAUUUCUUCAUCUCGGUUUCCUGUUCCAUUGUCAAAACCUACGGCUUGGUUAGACGCAGAAGCCGUUUUGUUUUUCAGAGCCCUUUGGAGUCCCUGAGGUUCCGCAAGGGUGUGGAAGCAGAUCACAUCCUCAUAACUUUUCAACAGACAGACUCUUCCUGGAGGAAGGUGAGGGCAGGAAUAAAAAAAAAACGUAAGACACCCACUCAAUAUUCCGUUAUCGACCCACUUGUCUGUUACCACGGCAACCCACGGGGAGUGCACAUGCAGCUGUCAUGAUUGAUUACCCACGGUCGGGGGUUGUAAGACAGUACGGCCCUCCGAGGCCUCCAAGCGUCUUCGAUUGCCAAUUGAACGGAGUUUCUCCAGCCACCUGUCAUUUGGUGUUCGGUUUCGCCCUCCGGUAAUUCUCUCUGUGAAAAAGGAGUGUUGUCAGCCCGUCAGUAGUCAGGUUUACAUGCACAACGGCCGUGAGAUAAAGGGGGAUUGUUCUGAAUGGAAUCUUGUAAUUAUGCACUCAUCUGAUUGAGAUUCCUCGGGGCUUUCAUGCCUUGUCUCAUUUCCUGGCUGCAUUCGGUGAAAUUGCUCGGCCAAGUUGGGGGUGGAAAGGAUGGUUUGGCUCAGUCUGACAUAAAAACAAUAUCUCACACAAAAAUCACAUACAUACCUUUAAAUGAAUUCAAACAGGUGCAGAUAAAGGGUGAAUGUUCAAUCUUUACUCUUUAGAGAAGGCAGUUAAUCGGAGCUCAUUCAACUUUUCUUGUACUAAGUGAUAGUUUUAUCAUGGUUCCACAUAGUAUUCCAUAAUUUACUCAACAGUUCUCCAUUUGUGCCUUUCUCCAAGUCAUCAACACAUUAGGUUGUAUUCAGUAUUUGUGAUCAGGAAAAGCAGGAGUGGCAAGACCUACACUUGUACAUUUUGCUAUAAUCCAUUUGAGCUUGUAAGUUGGGUGUUCUGUGUCCCCAGAAGAAAAAAAUCUAUAUGCUUAACUCUGUAGCCACGCUACAGGUAGAAGAUAUUGGCUUUAAUAGAAAACUUAAUCUUUGUCAGUAACCUGUGCCUUGCAAAAAGCAUUGUUUCCCCUUCUGGUUGUCCACAUUUCCUCAUGUAACAACCUCAGAGUUUGAUGCAUUUUAUUGGGACUGCAGGUCCAACAUAAAGCCCCAAUCAAAUACAUUGGAGCUUGUGGUUGCAAUGUGGUGUAAUGUGGAAAUGUUUAGAGCUAUUUUGCAAAACAAGUAAUGAGUAAUACAUGCUGUGUCUUUUACUUGCGACACUAUUUACAGAUUCCAGUGAAGCAAUUGCUUUAGAUUCACAUUUACUCCUACCAGCCAGCAUCUGGAGAAUACAGAGGGAAUUUUUGAAUGUGUUCACUGAACUAAACAAAUCCCAGCCUGUACAAAAAUGUACAAAUGAUGGGUAACUUAAGAAAUUUCAAAGUGGAGUUUUAUUUGGAUGUUAAUUAAUGGCCUGUUUGUAGUAGAUAAUUUUCUUAGUCUUAGCUGUUAGCAACAGCUUUAUUUGCCUAUCUCUCUGAAUAAUCAUUUCACACAUCUCAAACAGUUUAAUUUUAGACUGAUCAAAUGUACUCCAGACUCACUUAAAAAACAAUCGCAAAAUAGUCACUAGCUUAGCAUCAAUAGGAAACCCUGAAACAGAUGCUAACCUUAGCAUCUGCUACAGGUUAGUCAGUCACAGUAUUUUCAGAACUCACAAAUCGUUCCUAUUUUAUCUAUCACUCUGAUUUAAGAUUAUUCUCAGUCAGUUCGACAAAAAGUUUUUCCCAUCUAGCAAGCAAAUGUUCAGACGACAUUCACUGACGGUAGCGUUAUAUUUUUUUUUUUACCAUUUCUUUUGCCUUGGUAGUCUUUAAUCUCAUUUUGAAUGUUAUCUGCAAGCAUUUUGUGUACAUUUGUAGAAAAUGUACAAGAACAUCAUCAAACGUUGAGUGUUGUUCGUGUACGACCAGACAACGCUCCCAGAAAGCUUUAUUGUAUUUUGUGUUGACAUUCAGAGAACAUUGUCUGCAAAUGUUCACUGAAAACUGAUGGCGAUGGUCAGGGAGCGUUGUCUGGAUGUUCGGUGUUAGCUUGGUAUUAGACAACUCUGUCAACACAACUGAUCAAAUAAGGAAUGACUUCAACAACCAGAAAUAACAAGGAAACAACCAAAUCUCACACUAAUAGCUUAUAUCUAUAAGCACUACACCAUUUUCUUAAAUAUACAUUUGAGUUUUAACAUUGGAGAAAGCUACCCAGAGUUAGCUAGCCUCUGUUAAAAACAAAAUGCUAACAGAAUUUUCCAGAUCACCGUAUCUAAUAACUCCUUAUAACCUGGAUCUGCAUUUAACACUGUCACAUUCUACAUGUCAGCUGUGACAAUGCACAAUGCAAAUAUGUUGCUAUGUACAACAUAUUUGAACAGACGAAUGAAAAGGUCUGUUCCUUGGUGUAUGUAACCAUGGCUACUGAAGUCUCUCUUAGUGAUAAAUUCAAACUGUUUUCUUGGACCAAACUGUUCUCCUCGUCAACUGUAAAUGUCAGGAACUUAUGCAUCACUCAAUAUGUAGUUUCUGGUUGAAGACAUUCUGUUAUGUGCUCAGUUGUACGUAGGAAGAAAAUGUCACA